UGACAUGGCGCUGUCCUGUCAGCAGGAUAGUUAUUUGAGAGAGCUGAGCACUAGGGUGAAGUCAUGUGUCCCAGCCCGCUUACAAACAGUUGUAAAUGGAAAGAAACAAAAGUUGGAAGGAUUUGAAGUCGUAUUAGAAGAUACUGUGUUAUUUCCAGAGGGUGGAGGUCAGCCAGAUGACCGAGGGAAGAUAAAUAGUGUGGAUGUCCAUCGUGUAACAAGGCGAGGGGCCGAAGCUGUCCAUUUUGUUCAGUCUGACCUGGAGGUCAACUCUGAGGUCAAGGUGACUGUGGACUGGACACGGAGGUUUGACCACAUGCAACAACACUCUGCACAGCACUUGGUGACAGCUAUAGCAGAGCAGAAAUAUGGAUACAAAACAACAUCAUGGAAAACACCUCCCCUCCCAAACACACACACACACACACACACACACAGUUGUGGUACACAUGUAACUAACCUGAGUCAUUUGCAGGCAGUCAAGCUUUUGAGUGUAGAGAAGGGCAAGAAAGGCAAGUGUAACCUGGUUUUUGUGGCUGGAAGCAGGGUGUUGCAGUACUUGGGAAGAUGCUAUCAGACAGAAAAGGCUUUGAAUAGUGUGUUUAAGGGACCACCAGAAGAAUAUGCAGAGCUUGCUGACAAGAUGCAGAAAAAUUUGAAAGCUGCACAGAAGAAUGCCUUAACAUUGUUAAGAGACCUGGCAGUAUUGGAGGCACAGAAGUUUAAGACCAAUCCUGAAAGAGAUAACUUCUUUUCACUACACAGGAAAGAAGGAGACAAUGAAUUCAUGAACAUAAUUGUCAAUGAAAUAAAUGAUGAGAAUGUGGUACUAUUCCUCACUGUAGGAGAUGAGCAGGGUUCUGGAAUGUUCUUGCUGGCUGGGCCAGAAGAUACUGUUGUAACUCUUGGACCAAAGGUUUCUGAUCUGCUAGAGGGCAAAGGCUUCGGCAAAAAAGGGCGGUUUCAAGGAAAAGCCAAUAAGCUCAUAAACAGACCAAAAGUUGAAGAACUUUUACAAGAAUAUUUCAGAUCAAGUGGGGCUGAAAAAUAAACCUUUAAGGUUAUCAUAAUUGUUAUCCAGCUCAUUGAAAGUGUUAAUACCUUAAAAAGGAAUGCUGAAAUUGAUGUCUUCUAAUUCAUUCCUGAGAAGACAGAAAAACAAGUAAAAGCAUGUGAUGGAAUAUUGAGUAUAAAUGCGUUAAAAUUUUAUUACUGUUAUAAUGGUGCACAAAAAUGACUGUUUAUUCAUUAUUAUUACUUUAUUUUGUUUUUAUUUAUGUUCAACUUGUUAAAUCUGCGAAGUUCACUUUUAUGACUUUCCAAGUAUCAGUCAGGUGUGCAAUUUUAGGCAGAAUAAAAGCUUAUUGUGUGUUAUGCCUGGAAUUAUUUCAUUUUAUUAAUGUUUAUUUGAUGUGUGAUCCAGUAAAAUACAGAAAAAAGAAAUAUAAACUCAAGUUACAUUUUCUACUACGGAACAAUUUAGAAAAAAUUAUACAAUAAAAUCAAUUGUGUGAUUUUAGGCAGAAUAAAAGCUCAUUCUGUGUGUUAUGCCUGAAAUUAUUUUGUUUUAUUAAAUUUAAUGUUUAUUUGAUGUGUGAUCCAAUUAAGUACAGAAAAAUGAAAAAGAAGCUUAAGUUACUUUUAUUACUACAAAAUAGUUUAGAAAAAAUUAUAUGUAUUGCUUAGAAAACCAUCACUGAAUAUAAACUUUAUACUGUUAUAAUUGCAAGAAAGGAUGAACAGAUAUGACUGUAUAUUCAUUGAUUUAUUAUUAAUUUAUUUUGUUUUUAUUUAUAUUCAGCUUGUUAAAUCUGCAAAAUUCACUUAUAAGACUUGGCCAAAUAUAAAUCAAGUGUGUGAUUUUAGGCAGAAUAAAAGCUUAUUCUGUGUGUUA
This is a messenger RNA of Lingula anatina, 1894 nucleotides long. RefSeq names its product alanyl-tRNA editing protein Aarsd1-B. The record is from RefSeq and is a predicted model, not a curated record. Gene Ontology annotation, molecular function: Ser-tRNA(Ala) deacylase activity; ATP binding; alanine-tRNA ligase activity. Gene Ontology annotation, biological process: regulation of translational fidelity; alanyl-tRNA aminoacylation. NCBI's taxonomy places the organism in Eukaryota, Metazoa, Brachiopoda, Lingulata, Lingulida, Lingulidae.